UAUCAUUUUUUGUGCUAUAUAUACAGGCAAGGGAAACUGCAGCUGCAAUCAUGUGACAUGUUCUGAAGGAGCGAGGGAGACUAUUCCUGUACUGUAGCUGAAAACAUUAUUCCUGGAAAAGAAAAGGGGGAUAACAAACAAAAACACAUUGAAGAGGCUAGUAAAGGAAUAGAAGGGAUCAUUUAAAUAAAAGGCUCUGCAGUUGCCAGGCUACUGACACAGUUGCUCUGGUGCUCUAGCUGAUUGUAUCAUCCGGUAAGCCUGCAUUAGUCAAUGAACAAACUAGGUCUCCUUGCUCAUUCUUCAUGUUUAAGGGGUAGGAAUUAAAUCCAUCUAUCCAGACGAUUGUUGACAUAGCCCUGUAAAAAUACAGAGGACCACAAUAUGGAGAUGGAAAUACUCAAAUGGUUUACAAAAAACGAUACCGAUAUUAAGGCAAAAAUGUCACAAGUUAAACAAGUUGGUCUUUUGGCUGCUGGAUGUCAGCCGUGGAACAAAGAUGUCUGCGCUGCAAGCGGGGACCGAUUUGCAUAUUGUGCUACACUUGCUAUUUAUGUCUACCAGCGUGAUCACAGGUUUAAUGAAUUCAAGCUCCGAGCAAUCAUGUCCGAACACAAAAAGACUAUAACUGCUAUAUCAUGGUGCCCACAUAACCAGGAUGUGUUUGCAAGUGCUAGUGCAGACAAUCUGUUGAUAGUUUGGAACGUGGCUGAACAAAAAGUGGUGACAAAAUUAGAUAACACAAAAGGUAUCCCUGCCACUCUGAGUUGGUGCUGGAACGCAGGAGAUGCUGUUGCAUUUGUCUCGCAGCGAGGGCCUUUGUAUAUAUGGACUAUCUCAGGACCAGAUAGUGGGGUAGCAGUGCACAAAGAAGCCCACAGCUUCUUGUCAGACAUCAGUCUUUUUAGGUGGCAUCCUAAAAAGAAAGGGAAGGUUGUGUUUGGGCAUACAGAUGGAAGUCUCUCUGUUUUUCAACCUGGUUCCAAAAGUCAAAAGCAUGUUUUGAGACCAGAAUCUUUAGAGGGAACAGAUGAGGAAGAUCCAGUCUCUGCGUUAGAAUGGGACCCUCUGUCCACUGACUACCUCCUUGUUGCUAAUCUCCACAAUGGAAUUCGAUUAGUUGAUUCAGAGUCUUUAUCAUGUAUUACAACAUUUAGUUUCCCAAGUGCUGCAGCAUCUGUACAGUGUUUAGCAUGGGUUCCUAGUGCUCCUGGCAUGUUUAUAACUGGAGAUUCCCAGGUUGGUGUGUUGCGAGUUUGGAAUGUAUCAAGAACAACACCAAUAGAUAACUUCAAGUUAAAGAAGACAGGUUUUCAUGCAUUACAUGUAUUGAACUCUCCUCCAGAGAAAAAAACAUUUUCCACACAAUCCCCAACAAAAAAUCAUCAUACUUCUUCUACAAGUGAAGCAGUACCACCACCAACUCUGUCUCAGAACCAGGCAUUCUCCCUCCCACCUGGUCAUGCCGUUUGCUGCUUUAUGGAUGGUGGAGUUGGGCUAUAUGACAUGGGGGCUAAGAAAUGGGAUUUUCUCAGAGACUUGGGACACGUUGAGACAAUAUUUGACUGCAAAUUCAAACCAGAUGAUCCCAACUUACUAGCUACAGCUUCAUUUGAUGGAACAGUAAAAGUAUGGGAUAUAAACACACUAACAGCAGUAUACACUACACCGGGCAAUGAAGGAGUGAUCUAUUCACUUUCAUGGGCUCCAGGAGACUUAAACUGCAUAGCUUGUGCCACGUCUAGAAAUGGUGCUUUAAUAUGGGAUCUAAAGAAAGGCAAACUGAUAACAAAAUUUGAGGAGCAUGGAAAAAAUGGAAUCUUCUGUAUUGCAUGGAGUCACAAGGAUUCUAAAAGGAUAGCCACAUGUAGUGCGGAUGGAUACUGCCUAAUUCAUACAGUCGAUGGAAGAAUAUUACAUAAAUAUAAGCACCCAGCUGCGGUUUUUGGUUGUGACUGGAGUCAGAACAACAAAGAUAUGAUUGCCACUGGCUGUGAGGACAAGAAUGUUAGAGUGUAUUAUUUAGCAACCAGUUCUGACCAGCCAUUGAAGGUGUUCACUGGGCACACUGCCAAGGUGUUCCAUGUCAGAUGGUCCCCUUUGAGGGAGGGCAUCCUUUGCAGUGGAUCCGAUGAUGGAACUGUACGAAUAUGGGAUUACACACAGGAUGCCUGCAUUAAUGUUCUAAGUGGACAUACAGCUCCUGUAAGAGGGUUGAUGUGGAACACUGAAAUCCCCUAUCUGCUAAUAUCAGGAAGCUGGGACUAUUCAAUCCGAGUGUGGGACACAAGAGAUGGAACAUGUCUAGACACUGUGUAUGAUCAUGGUGCUGAUGUUUACGGUUUGACUUGUCAUCCUAAUCGUCCUUUCACUAUGGCUUCGUGUUCUCGAGAUUCCACUGUGAGACUGUGGUCAUUAACACCUCUAAUUGCUCCACUUCAGAUUAAAAUUUUAGUUGACCGUAGCUGGGAAGAAAUCAUUGGCAAUACUGAUCGUGCAAUGGCACAUGGUGCUCCCCCUCUCCUCUGUGGCAAAGUUUCAAGAGAUAUCAAGCAGGAGCUCGAUAAACUAACAAAUGAUGUUCGGGUAAAGAAGCUGAGAUGGUUUUCCGAAUGCUUUUCUCCACCAGGAGGCAGUAAAAACCUUUGGGAUCUUGUUGCUGUUAUUAAAGGUCAGGAUGAUAGUUUGCUUCCUCAGAACUACUGCAAAGGAAUCAUGCACAUGAAGCACCUUGUUAGAUUUAAAACUUCAGAAGCCCAAGAGUUAACUAUUGUGAAAAUGUCCAAGUUUGGAGGUGGCAUUGGUGCACCAAGCAAAGAGGAAAGGCUAAAAGAGGCAGCAAAAAUUCAUCUGGGAUUAGGCCAGAUCCAAAGACACUGUGAACUUAUGGUGGAGCUUGGCGAGUGGGACAAAGCUUUAUCUGUAGCACCUGGUGUAUCAAUGAAGUACUGGAAAAAGCUUAUGCAAAGGAGAGCUGACCAGCUUAUACAAGAAGAAAACGAUGAUGUCAUUCCUUACUGCAUUGCCACAGGUGAUGUGAAGAAACUGGUCAGUUUUUUCACUUCAAGAGGACAGCUUAAAGAUGCUCUGCUUGUUGCCCAGGCAGCUUGUGAAGGAAACAUACAAGUCCCACAUACCUCCCCCACAAACAACUCCCCAAGUGCUGAUGGUAACAACAUGGACAAUUACAAUGGAUUGUUACACAAAGUCAGCAAAGAGCUUGCCACGUGGUACUUCCAGGAUGGACGAGCAGUGCUGGCAGCAUGCUGCCACCUAGCUGUGGACAACAUUGAGCUAGCAAUGGCCAACCUGAUUCGUGGCAAUGAACUAGAGCUAGCUCUGUGUGUGGGGACUGUGCUGGGAGAAGCUGCGUCACAGGCGACGCAUUACAUUCUUGAACUACUGGCAAGGAAGUACAUGACAGCCACCGCAUGCUUUCCAUCUGUUGGAUACAGGGACCUUGCAGCACACUUAUUAAAUAUGAUUCCAGAUAAUGAAUUACUGCUUAUCAAGCUGUGUGCUUUCUACCCUGGAAACUCAGCAGAGAUUAAUGAUCUUCAUGAAAGAUGUAAUCUUCCCAGUUUAGAAGAAUGUUUGGAAUUAGCAGAAACGGCAUACAAUGAUGGAGAAAUCUUCCAGGCAGUAAAGUAUUACUUGCUGAGUCCUGAGCCACAGAAAGCCCUUCCAAUCGGCAUUCAGUUUGCUAAAGAACAAAUAAGUAGCUCUGAUUGGACCUUGGACUCAGUCUACCCUAUUCUUGACCUCCUUAGUUACAUUCGCACAGACCGACUGCUGCUUCCCAAGUGCAGUGAAGAUUGUAACGAGUUACUAAUAUUCUGUGGAUAUAUUGGAGCUUUGUUAGCAACCAGAAGACAGUACUCUAGUAUUGUUCCAGCUCUUUAUGAAUAUACAAGCCAGCUGUUAAAAAGGCGAGAGGUGUCUGUCCCUCUAAAGAUUGAGCAGCUCUCGGUGGAGCUGGAUGCUUGGAGAUCAUGCACACAAUCUUUAAACAAAUCCUUAGAUGAAGUGUCAUACACUCCUCCAUCUGAAGCCCAAAAGCAAGUCUAUGAGAUACUGCUAAACAGGGUUAAAGAGGAGCCUCUCAUAGGAAUGAAUGGCCCUGAUUAUGUGACUGGGUCUAAUCUUCCAAGCCAUUCAGAUGUCUAUAUUUCCUGUUUAACAGGAUCAAGGAUACAGGGUCCUGUAUUUUUCCUCGAAGAUGGCAAAUCAGCAAUUUCAUUGAAUGAUGCUUUAAUGUGGGCAAAAGUAAAUCCUUUCUCACCACUAGGGACAGGAAUUCGUCUCAAUCCAUUUUAAAGGAACCUUUCUGGACUCUAAAGUGCACAGUGCCGUGCAGGGACUUCCACAGGUUACUGCAAUGUCAUAUUAAUUUAAGGACAAAUGGGUGCCAUGUAAUGCAAUUUAAGACAUGUUGCUGAUGUGUUGCAAAGUACAAAGAAAAAUAUUAUUCAUAAUGUGAUUAAACUUGAACAAUAAUAAGUUAUACAAAGUAAAGAUGUAUUGCAAAUAAACAUCACAUUAAGCAAAUUAUGUUUAGAAUAUAAUCUGGCAUGAUUUUAGGGACAGAUAUUCAAAAGAGAUAUGAGUUUCACAGGGGCAGUUGCAGGGAUUUUUCCUCAACUGUGGAGGAGUUGUGAAAAAGAAAGUCCAUGUUGUCCUCAAAUCACAAUGUUGGGGACAAAUUUGUUGCAUGUAUUUGACUUCACUUAACUAAUUUAAGGGGCGAUUGAGUGUGUGAAUGUUAGUAAUUAGUCAAGGUGGAAUUUUAAUGUGUAUUCUUAAGUCCUGACUGAACAACAGCAACAGUAAAAAAAAAAGAAAAAAAAAAAGAAAGAGAAAAUACUGUGCUGGAAUUCUGAAAUAUAUGAUGUUUAAACAAAAUAUACAACUUGUAGUUGUUUAGAGAUGUAUGUAUGUAGCCCCAACAGGUAGGUUUAGCAUUAGUUUCAGAUACUGGUACAGUAAAAACAGAUGUUGGAGGCACUGCUGGUUUAGCUGUACCCAGAGAGCUCUCAAUAAUGUAAUGACUUCUAAUACCUUCCACAACCUCUAUGGAAAUUGUUAUGAGACAAGUCAUCCACCAGUGAAUUUGGAAAAUAUUCAAAUCUGAGAAGCUUUUUCUAUAACUCACAUUUCAAAUCAUAAUGUCUUUUUUUAAUAUCAUCUAUAUAAUGUGGAACAGUUGAAACAGCAUUAUGUUAUCUGGGGAGAGGAGGAAACCUGUAUUAAGACCAAACUGCCCAGACAGGACACUAAAACAGUGUAAAACUAUACCACACGAUUACUCAACCUUUAAAUAUUAAAAAGCAUUUUAGCAUUAUAUGAGAUCACACGUCUUUAAUCGUAUAGUAUAGUUAGACAUUUCUCGUUGAUUUAGUGCCACGUCUGCACAGGUUUGUCUUGGUCCAGAAGCAUUUUGAUAUGAAAACUCAUGUAACUAUUUUUAAUAUGUACACAGUAAUGAUGGCGUAAUUAUGUGGCAUCGUUUUUCAAAUGUUUUGCAUUGUUUAGUGCCACGUUUUAUUUUUCUCACCCUUGGAUUAUUAUUUUUUUUUUCUAAGACAUUGUCAGUUAUAUUAUAAUCUCCUUUUCUGUAAAGUUGCCCAUACUAUGGUUUUGAACGCUUUGAGCCAUUGGCUCACCUCAUACACAAAUUACACUGCAUCAUUUGGGGUGUAGUCUGAGUUGCGAUUAAUUUCCCUGCAUCUCUUUUGAAUUUCACAGAUAUACGAAUAUAUGCAAGAUAUUCGCAGAUAAAAGCAGUUUCUAUGACUGCAGUUAUUGGUAAGAUAUAUAGGCCUACAGAUGUUUGUUAAAUACAAUCAUGCAUGAUCUUAACCUUUACCAUCUUGUGAAAGUCGAUGUUUAGAUUUGACAUUUAUUUACAAGUUCUUAUUUUAUGUAUAGAAUUAUUUUUUAUUUUACAUCUACAGGAUAACUAAUGUUUAGAGAUAAAACAGUAGCUUCUUUGCCUUAGGGUGCAAGGUUUACAUAAUAGCUGUGAUCACUCAUGGUAUAUGCCUAUUAGUGUACAGUAUAUACAGCAUAUAUUCCUUCACAAUGUAUAUGAAAAAAAGGCUUGAUACACUAAAUUAUAAAUGUUGAAGAUGUGCCUUAAUAAAGAUGAAACUAUUCAAGAGCCACCUUUUCCAGGUAGUUGUAAGGAACAAACAGCAUCAUUUUCAGAAUAUCUGUGAAAAACAAAACUGUUACAUUUGUUGCUUACUCAUUCGUAUAAAUAUAAGCGUUUUCCAGAGUGGUAUGGCAACAAUAUUCCAAAUUAAAAAAAAUAUUGAAGAAAACUUUAAUCUUGGCAAACUUGGGAACUUAUUGUGUCAUGCCACCAAAUACCACUAAAUAAAGUUCUGCAAAAUUAAAAUAGUGUUUUACAUAAAUGUGUGGUAGUUUUGUUAUUUUAAAAAUUAACAGAGUGCAAUGUGGGAAAACAGCUAAUAACCUUUUAUUUUUAAAUAAGCACAUACUAAUGCAGAAAUACCCUGGCUUAAAGUCAGUGGGAAGGAAUAUGAAACUGUUUUCAUCAAUUGGCAUGCUUUAUAAGAAAAGUGUUUUUGCCAAAGAAUACUUUUGAUUUAUUACAUCAUUUAUACAGUUAUUCAGUAGUUGAGCAUUUUUUUCUGCAAAAAUUCAGCAUUUUGUUGUUGUGAAGAGAGAUACGAUGCGUGGUUGCUUUUGGAUCUAAAUGUACAUUUGUGCUAUGUAAUGUUUUCAGUGCCCAGAAACUCCAUUUCUUUUCCAUGUAUCAGAAGAACAAAAAAAAGACUAUAGAUAUGUAUAAUUAUGUUAUUAAUACAGGCAUUUUAUUUAUUUAUCAAAGAGUACUAAUAAUCUGUAUUUUUUCAAAUUCAUUUAGGAAGAUCAUUUAUAUUUUAAAAGUUUUAUAUCUGAUUUUAAUGAUAAUACAGCAGUGGCAUACAGCUUGUGGCAGUUUCUAAAUGAUAUAGUUUUAAAGAUAACUUUGCAGAUGAUGUAAUAUUUGUUGUAUCGUUUUUUGACAUCUUCAUAUCCAGUUUUAUAACUACUGUACAUCAACGAAUUAGUUCAUCACUUUAUCAGUUGCAUUAUGCAGUCAGGAAUCCAAUGCUUUACAGAUGAUUUGACACUCUCUCUCUCUCUCUCUCUCUCUGCUUAUCACAUCUGCACAGCUUCUAAAAUGUCAGAUUCCUAACUGCUUAAUGGAUCUGAGAAAGUGUGACUCAUGUACAAUGGAAGUUUAUUCAGUCAAAAAAUACAGCCUCUAAAACAUCUACCACAAGACAGGGUUUUGUUACAGUCUUUUGUCAUACUGAAAACGGUGAUACACAUUUCAAGUUUUGUCUUCAUUAUUUCAUAUAUGUAUACUGUUGUACAGUUCUGAAUAUGUAUUUCAAAACCUAAUUUCAACGAAUGAAAAUGUAUUUUCCAUAAGCUGCAUUAUACUGUAUAAUAAACCAGUUAAACAAUCA
This is a messenger RNA of Acipenser ruthenus (sterlet), 7484 nucleotides long. It is a transcript of the gene wdr17, whose product is annotated as WD repeat domain 17. The record is from RefSeq and is a predicted model, not a curated record. NCBI's taxonomy places the organism in Eukaryota, Metazoa, Chordata, Actinopteri, Acipenseriformes, Acipenseridae. The transcript has 30 exons. The coding region runs from base 385 to 4317 and encodes 1310 amino acids. Gene Ontology annotation, molecular function: protein binding.